Colletotrichum siamense is the source of this 333-nucleotide messenger RNA. RefSeq lists its product as uncharacterized. Gene Ontology annotation, molecular function: cysteine-type peptidase activity. The transcript has a single exon. Lineage: Eukaryota; Fungi; Ascomycota; Sordariomycetes; Glomerellales; Glomerellaceae. Gene Ontology annotation, biological process: proteolysis. The record is from RefSeq and is a predicted model, not a curated record. Bases 1 to 333 code for a protein of 110 amino acids.
AUGGCGUCUUCUGGAAGAUGCUCCAUCAUUGCUCCUAUCCAUCUUGCCGACAAACAGCACUGGGUGCUACUGAGAUUCGAUCGGCGUAACGACGUUGUUCACGUUUACGACUCCCUAUCCCCGACCGGUGUUGAUGGCCAAGUUCGAGCCUUCAUCCUUCUCCUCAUCACUACGCUGGCGAUGCACGAUCCCGUCCCCACGAUUCACAACUGCCAUUGUCCCCUGCAGGCCGACGAAGGAGACAGCGGAAUAGCGGUGAUUGUCAAUGCGCUGAAUAUCAUGACUGGAAACGGUCGUCUUGGAGUCGACAGCAACAAGAACUACACCCUUUAG